This is a messenger RNA of Strongylus vulgaris, 516 nucleotides long. The record is from the annotation of a GenBank genome assembly. NCBI's taxonomy places the organism in Eukaryota, Metazoa, Nematoda, Chromadorea, Rhabditida, Strongylidae.
AUGAGUGAUGACGCGCAAGGAUUGUACGAUUGGUUACUGACCCACCGUUUCUACUUGCGAUCUUCUGAAGUGCGAUACUAUUACGAGUUAGAAGGUCAAACAAUAGGGAUAAUACACAUUCAGGGCAUACAAAAUCUUCUUGUUCAUGUAUCAAACUUCGAGGAGAACUUGCCUAAGUCACUUCCUGUGCGAGAUUUCGUUGAGCAAACUGCGCUCGGAAAACUUCAUGCAGUGGUUGCUGAGAUGAAAGAAAACAACGAUACAUAUGAUGUCAUUAUCGCUUCGGAUACCGUGAUAUACUUUGAAGGAGAAAUCUUAGGAAAACCAGCGGAUGCAAAAGAUGCAUUCAAGACGUUGCAAAGACUUCGCGGACGAGAACACCUCGUAUAUUCGGGAGUCGCACUAGCCUAUAAAGACGGGACUGAGGAAGUGUUUAGCGAGGAGACUCGUGUUGAAUUCGGAGAGUAUCCGGACAGGAUUAUUCAACAAUAUGUCGAUAGUGGCGAACCACUGUAA